Messenger RNA from Hevea brasiliensis (rubber tree), 1275 nucleotides. RefSeq lists its product as uncharacterized. NCBI's taxonomy places the organism in Eukaryota, Viridiplantae, Streptophyta, Magnoliopsida, Malpighiales, Euphorbiaceae. The coding region runs from base 1 to 1275 and encodes 424 amino acids. The record is from RefSeq and is a predicted model, not a curated record. The transcript is spliced from 2 exons.
AUGGACAUGAAAAAUGCCUUUCUCAAUGGGGAUCUUUCUGAGGAAGUUUACAUGCAACCUCCACCUAGUUAUGAUCAUCCACCUGGGAAAGUUUGCCAUCUUCAAAAGGCUUUAUAUGGACUUAAACAAGCCUUUAGAGCAUGGUUUGCAAAACUCAGCUCUACAAUCAGCAAAUUGGGUUUCUCUUCUAGCUCUUUUGAUAGUGCUAUUUUUAUUCGCAAGACUUAUAAGGGAUAUACACUUUUGUUAUUAUAUGUGGAUGAUAUGAUUAUCACAGGUGAUGAUUUGCAGGGUGUUAAAGAGGUGCAAAAUUUUCUUUAUACUCAGUUUGAAAUGAAAGACCUUGGUCGUUUGAGUUAUUUUCUUGGGUUAGAAGUCUCUUAUGACAGCAAAGGCUAUUAUUUGUCUCAGGCUAAAUAUGCCAUUGAUCUUCUAUGUCGAGCAGGUUUGACAGAUAAUAAAACUGCUAAUACUCCUCUUGAGACAAAUGUGAAACUUUCUCCUACGGAUGGAACAAUUUUGAAGGAUCCAACACUCUACAGGCAGUUGGUUGGGAGUCUUAUUUAUCUCACUGCCACUCGACCAGACAUAGCAUAUGCAGUUUUUUAUAUUGUUAGCCAAUUCAUGGCUGCUCCUUGCACUUCUCACUUUACUAUUGUUCUUCGUAUCCUUCGAUACAUCAAAGGUACAUUGUUCCAUGGUCUUCAUUUUUCUGCUCAAUCAUCACUUGAACUAAAAGCAUAUUCUGAUGCUGACUGGGCUGGAGAUCCUACCGAUAGAAGAUCUACAACUAGCUAUUGUUUCUUUCUAGGAGAUUCGCUUAUAUCUUGGUGUAGUAAGAAGCAAACAAUAGUUUCUCAAUCUAGUACGGAAGUAGAGUACAGGGUACUAACUGACACUACUUCUGAACUUCUCUGGUUAAGAUGGUUAUUACAGAAUAUGGGUGUCUCUCAAUCUAAUGCUACAACAAACAUCUAUUGUGACAAUAAAAGUGCCAUCCAAAUUGCCCACAAUGAUGUUUUUCAUGAACGAACUAAACACAUUGAGAUUGAUUGUCAUUUUGUUCGUCAUCACCUUGUGAGUGGUAAGCUUUGUCUCAUUUCGGUUCCUUCUGCUGAUCAGAAGGCAGAUAUCUUCACCAAAGCUCAUCCACCUAGGCCAUCCAAAUUGUCAGCCAAAUUGGCAAUCAAAGUGUCAUCCCAUGCUACAACAAACAUCUAUUGUGACAAUCAAAGUGCCAUCCAAAUUGCCCACAAUGAUGUUUUUCAUGAAUGA